This is a messenger RNA of Cyphellophora europaea CBS 101466, 1938 nucleotides long. RefSeq lists its product as uncharacterized. Gene Ontology annotation, molecular function: DNA-binding transcription factor activity, RNA polymerase II-specific; zinc ion binding; sequence-specific DNA binding. The coding region runs from base 1 to 1938 and encodes 645 amino acids. The record is from RefSeq and is a predicted model, not a curated record. Gene Ontology annotation, biological process: positive regulation of transcription by RNA polymerase II; DNA-templated transcription. Lineage: Eukaryota; Fungi; Ascomycota; Eurotiomycetes; Chaetothyriales; Cyphellophoraceae. The transcript has 3 exons. Gene Ontology annotation, cellular component: nucleus.
AUGGCAACUGAUAAACGCAAGACAGUUGCGUGUCAGAGAUGUCACAAGAAGAAAGUGAGAUGCACAGGAGGCUCGCCCUGCCAGAAUUGCUCUAGGGCUGCAGCAACCUGUACCUACCCUUUGCGUGACCGAAACGUCGUUGUCUCUGAGGCAUACCUAGCGAGUUUGCAUGCUCAUGCCUACUCGCAAUCUCAGACACCUUUCCCACAAACUCCCAACUCCACCAAUCUAGUGAUUGAUGCACAACCCGGUGGGCCACCAGAGCCCGUUGCAGACGGUAGUCGGCGGGGUGCAGCAAAUCCGGUGCUGAAGGACUCUACAGCGGAAGCAUUUGUGUCGGGCCUAAAGAAGCUUACUGGUCAACGCCGAGACAGUACCACUGCGAGACAAGGCCCGGAUGACAUGGGGCAAUCGAGCGACCAUACCGGGGAUGACAACGACGACGACGAUGAUCCUCAUUACGACUAUGUUCCCCUCAAUUUUGAUAGCACGGCUUCAAGGGUCACGAUCAAACUCCCACCAUACCCUUAUGCAUUGGAGCUUGUCAGUCAAUUUGAGACCUACAUCGGCUUCGAGUACCACUGGUACUUGCUUCGCCCUUUCCACGAGGCUGUGGAGUCAACGUACAGGGCUCCGCUGGCAGCCGACUCUCGAGAUCGCAUUUGGCUUUGCAAGCUGCUAACUGUGCUAGCGCUAGGUGAAUCAUACAACUCAUAUCAUGCUCCUUCCAUCGAAGUUACGGACGGAGGACUUCAGCAGUCUGCUACCUCUCAUGCGUCCCAACCAGCUUCCUUGCCUGGGGCCGAUUUCUUCGAGCAGGCUCUCAAUCUCUUUAAAAUCCCUUCGGAAAUGCCCACAAUCGCCCACGUAGAGGCUCUGAACCUCAUAGCCUUUUAUUGCUACUCCUUGAACAGGCGCAAAACGGCUUACACCUACACCGGACUGAGCAUCAGGAUUGCUACCGCGCUCAUGUUACACAAGCCGGUAGGCACCAGAUCGGCAGCUGCUGCCGAACACUCAAAGCGGCUGUGGUGGACGUGCUUACUGAUGGACAACAUGACCUCUUCUGAAGUGGGCGUGAAACCCACCCUGCGAUUCAACGAGGCAGAACUGCCACUGCCGGCCGAUAACCUUUUGCCGAUGGAUGCGCAAGGGGACUUCAACGACCCUGCUAUCUUCACUGCGCAUCUUAAGCUCUGCAAUAUCAGAAAUGACAUCCAUGAGACCGCCGGUCGGUUGCAGCAGCAUGAUUUUGCCAACUAUCAUCAAGCCGUCCAGCACCCACUGCGGUUGCUCCAACAGUGGCUAGUGGAAAUGCCGGACGAAUACUCCUUCGGCUUCAACGACGGCAUGCCCGCAGAAAUGUUGAGUCUAACAUCCAUGAGAUCGCUCACAUCGCUCUACCUACGCUAUCAUCAGGGUUACAUCCUGCUCAUUCGACCUAUAUUCUUUAAGCUGCUCGCCAUCGCCCUCGGGAAAGACACCGACGAAACCCCUCUAGACAGCCUCAUCAACUUCAGCAGCUCCGGCCUCGAGGCAGCCAAAUGCAACAUGCGAAUCCUGAUGGGUCUGUCUCACGUGGACAGAAUUGCCAAAUAUGGCUUCUGGGAGUCCUUGCACCUCUUCUCCGCCAUCAACGUCUUCUCACUCGCCCGCCUCGCGCACACACUGCGGCCCUUCAGCCUCUACCAGACAGAAGAUGACCUCGCCCUGUAUGCCUCUGCAAAGAGUCUGUUGCACGACAUGGCUGCCCACGGCAAUGCGGCUUCCAAAGGUCACGUCAAGCUGAUCGAAGAAAUCGAGCGACUGCUGGACGCUGUCUCGUCGCAGCCUACAACUGCCUUGGACAGUCAGUUGACGGUAACCAUGGCUGACUUGGAGCAGGACAUCUUCCAGUGGAUUGAGAGCAUUGAUAACAUAGACCAAUAUCCAAGCUGA